This is a messenger RNA of Pelagomonas calceolata, 602 nucleotides long. NCBI's taxonomy places the organism in Eukaryota, Pelagophyceae, Pelagomonadales, Pelagomonadaceae. The record is from the annotation of a GenBank genome assembly.
AGAGGGCUGCCGAACAGGGGGCUGCCGAAAAUCGAUGCCGUUCCAAGGUACAGUGUGCGCAACGUGCAGAUGGCUGCCCUGGCUUGCUGGCGCUCACCGCUUUUGCAUUCGCAUCGCAUUGAUUGUGCUGGACUUCAACACAGUCCCAGAAGACGAAGAACCAGGCCCUCUGGAAACGGACUAGAGCCGCGCGGCGCAAGGCCAAGGCCGCGCAGUUCAAUUCACAGAAAGUCGAGGACUCCAACGUCACACCGCCGCCGGCGCCGUCCCCAGCGAAGAUGGACCCGAAGACGGCGCGCGCCAUUCUAGACGCGGCCUUCGCCCAGUUCAAGGCCAACAAGGACUCUUUAACAAAAACGAUCCAAGAUAUUGAAAAUGCGCCGGGCGACGCGUCCUCGAAGCAGAUGCAGAAGAUGAUGCAACUGCUCCCGAAGGUCCAGCAGCUCAUGGCGCCGGCGCUGACGGAGCACGGCUUCAAGGCCGACGAAUUGAUGAGCGUGGUCAUGAAAAUCCAGGCCUGCGCCGCCGACGACCCGACGAUCGCGGCGGACACGAUGAAGCUCAUGAAGGCGGCGCAGGGGGACAUCUCGGGGCUGGUCUAA